This is a messenger RNA of Penicillium salamii, 450 nucleotides long. The record is from the annotation of a GenBank genome assembly. Lineage: Eukaryota; Fungi; Ascomycota; Eurotiomycetes; Eurotiales; Aspergillaceae.
AUGACACAGUCAAUGUCAGAACCAGAGCCACCAGAACACCCCCCACCAGACUAUCACAGUAUCCCACCACGCAGGCCACCAAUCGAGUGUAUCCGAACAUCAGCAGCCCCUCAGCCACCGAGCCGCUCAUCACAAGCCUUCAAAGUCAAUGGGACGAUCUAUGUCGCGGCUCAAAUAGCAGCCGCGCCGCGGGUGGGUUUUUUCAUUGGGCCGCCAGCCGUAACUGCCGAGCGGAUCUUUCUGAACAUUGAGGCGAUCCUCAAGGCGGCUGGAUCCUCGCUGGAUCGAAUUGUUAAAACUACGGUUUACCUCACGGAUUGCGCUCAUGGAGUCCCCGAGUUCGAAGCGGUGUAUCAGAGGAGACUUCCUUUUGCACCGCCGCGGACUACGGUGCUGGUUUCGAAGAUGAAUACGCCUGAUAUUCAGAUGGAGGUCAUCGCAGUAGAGUAA